AUGUCAUUCGCACAGAUAGUUAUUGGUCCCCCCGGUUCUGGUAAGUCAACAUACUGCCAUGGUUGCUCACAAUUUUUCAAUGCAAUUGGUAGACAUGUAGCUGUUGUUAAUAUGGAUCCUGCGAACGAUCUCCUGCCAUACCCCUGUGCUGUCGAUAUCAGAGACUUUGUUACUCUGGAGGAAAUCAUGCAGGAUCAACAGUUAGGACCUAAUGGUGGCCUUAUGUAUGCCGUGGAGUCCCUUGACCAGUCUGUGGAUCUAUUCAUACUUCAAAUCAAAGCUUUGGUCAAAGAUGAAAGAGCAUAUGUGGUCUUCGAUUGUCCUGGACAAGUGGAACUUUUCACACACCAUUCUUCCCUCUUUAAGAUUUUCAAAAGGCUCGAGAAAGAAUUAGAUAUGAGAUUUUGUGUUGUUAAUUUGAUUGAUAGCAUCUACAUCACGUCACCAUCUCAAUAUAUCUCAGUGCUAUUGUUGGCGCUGAGAUCGAUGCUAAUGCUUGAUCUACCACAGAUUAAUGUUUUUUCCAAGAUCGAUUUGCUUAAAAACUAUGGGGAAUUACCAUUCCGUUUAGAUUACUACACAGAAGUGCAAGAAUUGGAAUAUUUGGAACCUUACAUUGAAAAGGAAAGAUCACACAUGCGUAUUAGCAGAUUUAGAAAACUUACCGAGUCUAUUAGUGAAAUUGUAUCUGAUUUCAAUUUGGUAUCAUUUGAAGUUCUAUGUGUGGAGGACAAAGAUUCUAUGAUUCACUUACAAAGCGUUAUAGACAAGGCAAAUGGUUACAUCUUUGGUAGUUCAGAAAUUGGGGGUGAUACCGUUUGGGCUGAGGCUACGAGACAAGGUGCAACCAUCUCAAAUAUCGAUGCCCAAGAACGUUGGAUUGAUAAUAAGGAGCAUUACGAUAAAUUGGAACAGGAGAAAAAGCGGAAGAUAUUGGAAGAGAGGAACGAUCAGGAAAAGACAUUCGAUGUAGACGAUGAAUGGGAGAGAUCACUAAAAGAUUGGGAAGAGAAGCAGGGCAUGGACUACGUGAGGUAG
Molecule: messenger RNA, 1038 nt
Organism: Zygosaccharomyces rouxii
Lineage: Eukaryota; Fungi; Ascomycota; Saccharomycetes; Saccharomycetales; Saccharomycetaceae
Gene: GPN2
Product: GTPase GPN2
Exons: 1
Coding region: 1-1038 (345 amino acids)
Cellular component (GO): cytoplasm
Molecular function (GO): GTPase activity
Source: RefSeq, a predicted model, not a curated record